AUGGUUCGGAGCAGACUCCAUGACCGUCGAGCAACUCGUACAGUUGGUGGCCACGAAUCUGGAUGUAAGUAUCGCCGAAACAUCUUCGGAGAGCACUCCAAGGACCUGGACCACAUCAUUGAAUUGGCUCUGCAGGAUGAAUUACGUAAACGGAGUAAGAUCGUCUGUAAACGCAGCACCAUCGGUAGAGCUUCGGAGGAUUUCAGAAAUUUCUUCAUAAGGAAAACGGGUUUUAGUCGUUCGUCGACGCCUCAUCACGAAAAGGAAAUCGUUGCACUGAGGCUCAUUUAUUCGGAACUGGCUCACAGCAGCAGCACCGACUCUCAUCAUUCUCUAAGUGAGCAAAAAGUGUAUAGAUCACAACCACAACAUGCGAAAUCUGCCGAGAUAUCACAUAUCCAUGAUACUGCAGGUCAAUGGGGAACACUCCAGAAUAUGGUCAACAAUCAGUCCUUGUGA
Messenger RNA from Cooperia oncophora, 459 nucleotides. Lineage: Eukaryota; Metazoa; Nematoda; Chromadorea; Rhabditida; Trichostrongylidae. The record is from the annotation of a GenBank genome assembly.